CGUGGCCUCAGGCCCUGGCUGUCACCACCUGCCGGUGCAUGAGGGUGCCGGGCCCGCAGCGGUAAGAGGGCACCAGGGAGUGGCUGCAAAGCUCGCGUGGCCGGAGGUGGUGGUGAGGGUGAGCCCUGAAUUCGGGCCUCCGGGAGCCUCACGCUCCAUUCCCAGAAACCUUUGCGCCUAGAGGUCUCUCUUCAAAGGAGUUGGGCCGGGGCGCCCAGAGCGUGAGGGGCGCCCAGCCUUCCAGGGCCUGCUGUGAAGCCCUGCUUUUCCCGCCAACCCCGAUUUCUUGCUUCUGGACGCGGAGCGGAACCCUCAGGCCGUGGGCCCACCUGUGCCGCUCUGCUAACCCUCCCCGCGCAAGGCUCAACUUUGGGAGGAAGCAAGGCAGGCUGGACAGAGGACCCGAGCACCAAGAGGACGCCAAGAGCAACUUCUGCAGAGCUAUUCCAGUUUGACGGGAACCGUUCAGAGCCGUCGGUGCCACCUGACAGAAAACUGCAUGCCAGGAAAGGAACGCCAGCUGUGCAGAAUCCGAUCUUUGAAAACGUAGGUUAAGAGACCAACAUGUGCUCUCCUGCCAGUUCCAAAAUCCUAUAUAGGAAUCCCCGGUUUCUGCGGUUGGCUUUUGUGCAGCUUCAUCACCAGCAACAGAGUGGUGUGUUCUGCGAUGUCCUUCUGCAGGCAGAAGGUGAGGCAGUUCCAGCCCAUUGCUGCAUCCUGUCAGCCUGCAGCCCCUUCUUCACAGAGCGCCUGCAGCGGGAGAGGCCAGCUCAGGGUCGGAAGGUGGUCCUGGAGUUGGGGGGCUUAAAGAUCAGGACACUCAGGAAGCUGGUGGACUUCUUGUAUACCUCAGAGAUGGAAGUAUCUCGAGAAGAAGCCCAGGAUGUGCUUUCUGCUGCCCGUCAGCUCCGUGUCUCUGAGCUAGAAUCCCUUCAGCUAGAGGGUGGGAAGUUGGUGAAGGCCCCCCCGGGCCGAAGACUGAACCGGGAGUGCUUACAACCUCCAAGUCCUGCACCAAUCUCUGCCAGGGUGGUGGCAUCCACCCGCCGCCCUCGGACUCCACUGCCUGUGACCCAGACUCCUUGUCCUCUUGGACUAGUGAGACUGAAGUCCUUGGGAAAGGAGGAGGGGCCCCUGGAGAAAAGCAACCAACAGAACGCAGAGAACUCAUCUGGCAAUCUUCUGCUCAAGAGGAAGGCCAGAGCUUGCCCAACUCCACAAGAAAAAAGCUCUUCACCAUCAAGCCACAGUCAGGGACCUAAAGAGAACAAGAGCGACUCUGCCCUUGCUCCUACAGCAGUUUCCCCGCCUGGUAUGUACCCCUCUGUGGAUGAGCGACUAUUGCCCAGAAAGAUCAGACUGAGUCGCUCAAAACCAUCUCCUGAUGUCUGUACACCCAAGUCUUCCAGCACUGUGAGUGGACCCAGCUCAGUACCGACAGCCCCUGGCCGGCGUCUUUGGCGGCAGAAGAGUAUAAAUAAAGGACCAGAAGACAAGGAGAAGCCAGGAAGAGCUAGUCCUCUCCAAAGCAUCCCAAGCCCAUCUGGUCUUGGAAACACAGGUGGGAACAAGAAGCGGAGCCCUGAAGUCAGGGCACCAAACUCAGACUCUGCAGAGGAGGGGCAGGUUGGAAGGGUGAAACUUCGGAAGAUUGUCAACGGGACGUGCUGGGAGGUGGUACAAGAGCCUCCCCUCAAAAACUCUCAAGAGAGCCCUCAGAUCCCAGAACCUGAAUGCUCGGAAGAGCCUGCAGGGACGCAGCCAUCCUCCAUGAACCAGCAGGAAAUGUUAUCUGCCAGAGUAGAUCUGUGUCAGGACUCCCCCGUGUGCUCCAGGCUACAAGAUCUCCUGCUCUCUGCUAGCCACUCCCCAGACCACCCAGUGGCAAAGUCUGAGUUUGGGUCCAGUCCAGAGCCGGUAGGGAAGGAGCCCGGGUUGGAUAUGGACUGCAGAGAGCACUACGCGUUUGACGCAGCCCUGCUGGGGCAGCCGUGCGAGGCUGAGGAGUACCGCAUCACCAGUGCCGCUGCCACCAGUGAGCUGGAGGAGAUCCUGGACUUCAUGCUGUGUGGCUCAGACAUUGAGCCCCGCACAGGGUCUCUGGAGAGUCCUGGAGCUGAGGGCUGCAGGACCCCUAAUUAUCACCUGGCAGAUACAGGAAAGAACUGGAUCGAAGGGGAAGAAUGGUGUCUGCCAGACAUGGAACUCUGGCCCAGGGAGCUCACAGGAUUGGAAAAGGAACCUGUUGGGGAGAACAAAGAGCCAACAGAGCCCUUUAGCCCCCUUGUCAUGCCCUCUGAGAACAAAGAGCCAGAUGAGUCCCUAAGCCCCCUUGUCAUGCCCUCUGAGGUGAGUGAAGAGGGGGUACUUUCAGUAGGAAGCCCUUGGACUCCGGAUCUGGAAAUUACCAGUUCCCAGCCACUGGAUGGUCAGAGAGAGAAGCUUCUCCACAUUGACUCUCUCGACGUUCCUCAAAGGUCCUAUGAGGAUCUCUCACCCCCCUGUUCAAACUGGAUGGACGCUAGGCCGGAAGUGUCCCUAAGUAUGGAUGAGGUAUUAUACCCUGCUCCAGAGGCAGGCAAGGAGGAACUUGGCAACUCCGGAUCGUUGGACCCACUUCCUGCCAGCUCGGAAGAGGAAGAGAUUGAUGUUGUAGACUGGACGUCAGAGGGGAGGCUGGUGCCCACGGGUAUUCCUUCUGUGUGGCCCGACCCUUCCUCAGAGUCAGACACAGAGGUAGACAUACUAACGUAGAAC
Prionailurus viverrinus (fishing cat) is the source of this 2757-nucleotide messenger RNA. It is a transcript of the gene BTBD18, whose product is annotated as BTB domain containing 18. The coding region runs from base 565 to 2754 and encodes 729 amino acids. The record is from RefSeq and is a predicted model, not a curated record. The transcript is spliced from 4 exons. Gene Ontology annotation, molecular function: protein binding. Gene Ontology annotation, biological process: positive regulation of transcription elongation by RNA polymerase II. NCBI's taxonomy places the organism in Eukaryota, Metazoa, Chordata, Mammalia, Carnivora, Felidae.